Messenger RNA from Xenopus laevis (African clawed frog), 4054 nucleotides. Its product is annotated as antizyme inhibitor 2-like. Bases 2435 to 3856 code for a protein of 473 amino acids. The transcript has 9 exons. The record is from RefSeq and is a predicted model, not a curated record. Lineage: Eukaryota; Metazoa; Chordata; Amphibia; Anura; Pipidae.
GUCAACCGCUAAGCAUUUUGGAGGCCUGAAAAGUAAUUUGCUAUGGGGCCCAGUAAUAUACAGUUGCUCCACUGCCUACAUUCUUCUUUAAUCUAUUCAGGACAGGCAUAUUAAUAUUUUAUCCAGACAUUAAUGGAGGUUGAUGUACUGAGAGUACUUUCAAAAUAAACUUUUCAUUACAUACUAUAUUACACAGCCAGAUAAAAACUGGAGUUAACAGGCUGCUUUUUGAUAAACACGUUUGCAUUUCUAGAACAAAUAACAAUUUUUUUUUUGACAAAGCAAGCUUAAGCAGCAGCUCUACAAUCAGCUACUAGAGUACAUUUUUUUUAGAAAUGCAACUAUUUGUGGUAUAGGUGUUAUAAUAAAUGUAGUUUCUGUGGAGUCCACUAGAAGGCCCUCUCUAGUAUGUACCAUGCAGAAAUGAAUACAGAAAUGCACUUUACACCCAAAGUACCAUGGUAAUGGAUUUCACAUAAGUAAAACGUUCAAUGAUAAAACUGCUUGGUCAUUCUAAUUAAUAAAAAAUAAUUAAAAACAACCUAAUUAAGCAUUAAAAUGACUAUUUCCAAAACUGUCACCCUCAUUCAAGCUCUUCAAUUGCUUCCAAAACCCAAGAACAAGAAGUGGAUAAAGAAUUCAGCUCCUUUGUCCUUUGUCAUCAUCUGGAUUUACCCAUGGUCACAAAAGGUUGGUUCAGGACUAAAAUUAAAAUUCAAUUCAAUUUGGUACUGAACCAAAGACUAACACAACUAAGACAACUUCACAAAUAUCUGUCAGGAUCAGUGGCCAAACCAUAAUGCAAAUGUCUAUCAAGGGGCUACACUGAGUUACAGGUACCACUGCCUUGUAGUGUUUGGUGUCGGGACCAAUGGUAGAAAAACAGUUAGCAUAGUAAGGGUUAACUGGAGGUAGGGACAGAAUUCAAAGCACAGCACUGUAAGGGUUAAUAAACACAAAGUCCAGGAGCAAUAGCAGGGCAGAGCUGGAAUGGUUCAGUCAAGGUAAGAUAGACAAGGGCAAUACCAAGAACAAGUCAGUGACCACCUAGCACAGUUGGAGUGGCCAGCAGUGGGACAUAAAGAACUGGCUCCAAACAUUGGCAUGAGUUGUCUUUAGCUCACAUCACGUCUGGCAUACCCUUGGAAUUCUGGAUUUCCAAUGUACAUGAACGGGUUCUUGGCAUGUCUUCACUGGUAUCAUGGAGCCACCACCAGUUCAGUUACAUCACCGCUGAGUGCUGGACUCACGACCCCAAAGACAAGAUGAGAGACUCCAAGAGAAGCUGAAAAAUAUACUCAUUACACAAUGGAGCAAAUUAAGUGUCACAAUAAAUUACUAAUCCCAAAACAAUAAUUUUGGGGAACAAAACUGAAAUCCAUGUGGGGAACGACUUCAGAAACAAUUUCAAGAACAGCACACUGCUGAAAGGUGGGUAACUAGAUGCUUUUUAAUACACACCUUUACUACUACUUUACUAACAGCAGUUUCCAUUAGGCCUAUGGAAACCCCUGGCUACCAAUUAUUUUUAAACAUUUAUGGGAGGUGCCUAACCACCAAUGUUGUUGUUUUUUGUUUUAUUUGGGGGCCUGACCACCAAUGUUUUUUUUUUAACUGGGGAGGGGAGGCUGGCCGCCAAUGUUGCACAUUUAUAUGUGGGCUGCUUUGAUUUUUUUGCCAGGGCUGCUUUUUACUCCCAGUCCAGCCCUACCACUGCCUUUUGCUCCUAGAGUGGCUAUAACAGAGCUACUACUGCUAAACUAAACAUUCCCUAACUGAACCUGACACCAGCUCUGACCCAGUCCUGUACCCAACUACCUGCAAGUUGGGAUCCAGGAAAAGAGCCCUGAGCAUGUGCUCUCCCAUUAAUACAAAAUGACACUGCCUUCUAGUGGGCUUUCAUAGAAUUGCUAUUAUAUAAAAUGUUAUUGUCGAAAAGGAAAUAAUCACCCAGGGCACACUGAAGACUACCUUAGGUGUCCAAACUAAAGGGGACACUGCCUGAGAAAAAUAUAUCUAAUCCUCAGGGUGUCUACACUUUACCGUUACAGUGUGCUUUUAAUCUGAUACAUCACCCCAAAUAGCAGUGCAGCAGGGAGAAAGACUGGAGUUUAUCAGUCACAAAGCUUUGCAGACUUGGGAAACUAAUUAUGUCACAUUUCAAAAUUCAAUAAUAAAAAAGAAUCUAUUUGCUCGUUUUAAACACAGAUUUCAGCACAGGAUUCUGCUUGAGGAGCAUUAUGAACAAAAAAACAAAUAUAGUGCAUGCAAAUGCUUCUUCUAGAAGCCAGUUCUUGUUCUCAUUUGUUGUAGAGCUGUACAGUGUUAUUUUACAGUCCUAAACAGAAUCUGUUAACUUCUGCAACCCCAACAUAAUAUGUAGAUUUUGGAUUAGUGCAAGCUGAUUGGCCAGAUAUUGCACUACCUUUUAUGCAUGACAUUCCCAUAUAUAAAUUUCGUUCAAUCUGCCUGCUUGGUAUCUGCAGUUCUGCAGUCAUCUGUAGCAUAUGUUCCUUUGUGUAAAGAAUUCUUAGAUCUCUCUGAAAUGGAAACAAACCUUAACUGUAUAGCCUGUCACCUACAGGAAAGAAAUAGAGAGAAGACAGAGGACAUUUCUCCAUUGCAUACUUGCAUUUUUCUGGGUGGGAUAAAUCUGACCUUACUGGACAAUAGCAUGUCAGCACAGCAGUUUCUGAAGCAGAAAGCUACCAGUAAUUCAGCAUCAGGAAAUGAAGAUGCCUUUUAUGUUGCAGACCUUGGAGACAUAAUGCAGAAACACUGCCAGUUCAUGAAAGAGCUACCUCGAGUGAAGCCUUUCUAUGCAGUGAAAUGCAACAGUACAAGGGAGGUUCUCCAAACACUGGCAUAUCUGGGAACAGGAUUUGCUUGUUGUAGUACGGCAGAGUUAGAUAUGGUGCUAAGGAUGGGAGUACCCGCUACUGACAUUGUCUACGCCAACCCCUGUAAGCAAAUAUCUCAUAUUAGAUAUGCUGCUGAGCAUGGUGUGCGCAGAAUGACCUUCGAUUGUGAAUCAGAACUUUUUAAAAUUGCGGCAUCUUACCCUCAGGCUGAGAUGAUUCUUCAAAUUGUAGCUGACAACAGAGAUUCUUGGCACAGCCUCAGUGGCAAAUGCGGUGUCCACAUCAAUGAAUGUGAGAAUCUUCUCGAGAAAGCAAAGAGCCUUAACAUUCAAGUAUUUGGAGUGAGUUUUCAUACUGGUUCUGGAUGCAAGAACACUCAUUCCUUUCGCAAAGCCAUUGAAGAUGCCAGAAAGGCAUUUGAUAUUGGGAAGAAAUUGGGAUAUAAGAUGAGAAUCCUGGAUAUUGGCGGGGGUUUUCCUGGGGACACUGAAUUCCUGCCAACAUUUGAGAAGUUUGCAGAAGUCAUAAACAAAUCCCUGGACCAAUGCUUUUCUUGCAAUGAGGAUGUUGAGAUUAUUGCAGAACCUGGAAGAUAUUAUGUGAGCUCAGCUUUCACAGCUGCUCUGAAUAUUGUUACCAAGAAGGAGGUGACUAAGAAAGAUGGAGAAGGAAGAAGGACAUUGUCCUAUAUUCUGAAUGAUGGGACAUUUGGGUCUUUUCUUCUUAAUUAUUUACAAAUAGAAGAAAAAAAUCUAAAGCCAUUCGUAGGGAAGGACUUUGACACAGCAUUGGAGCUCUUUCCCAGUAUCCUUUGGGGACCCACAUGUGCAAGUGAGGAUGAAAUUUUGAAUAAUGUAGAUCUCCCAGAACUGGAAAUGGGAGAUUGGAUAUUUUUUCCAAACAUGGGGGCUUACACCAUUUCCAUGAAUUCCAAUUUCAAUGCAUUUGCUGCACCCAAGGUAUACUUUGUGCUCACCAAAGAAAAAUCACUGUAGAAACACCAUCAAUAUAAUUUGUACCACAAUAAGAACCAUUAUUUUAGUAGCAGAACAAAGCUAUCACUCCAAACUGAGCUAUUCACUAAAUGGUUGGCUAUGUCUGCAGAUUAUAUAUUGUAUGACAUGUAUAGGCACUACAAAUCAGUGGUAAUUAUACAAAUUAUACAAAUAAAAAAUACUUCAUGAAAGGUUUAA